Jaculus jaculus (lesser Egyptian jerboa) is the source of this 1733-nucleotide messenger RNA. It is a transcript of the gene Gnpnat1, whose product is annotated as glucosamine-phosphate N-acetyltransferase 1. Gene Ontology annotation, molecular function: monosaccharide binding; glucosamine 6-phosphate N-acetyltransferase activity. NCBI's taxonomy places the organism in Eukaryota, Metazoa, Chordata, Mammalia, Rodentia, Dipodidae. The record is from RefSeq and is a predicted model, not a curated record. The coding region runs from base 163 to 717 and encodes 184 amino acids. The transcript is spliced from 6 exons. Gene Ontology annotation, biological process: UDP-N-acetylglucosamine biosynthetic process. Gene Ontology annotation, cellular component: endoplasmic reticulum-Golgi intermediate compartment; Golgi apparatus; endoplasmic reticulum.
CCGCCACGUUCCCGGCUGCGACGUGGGCUGUGCAGGAGGAGCAGGAGGUGGGGCGCGCGCUGCAGCCGGAUCCGGAUCCGGUGCUGGGUGCCCGCUCGGGGAGAAUCUGACGCGCCGGGAGGGGAGCGCCGUCUGCCGGGCCUGUGCGACCUCAUUGGAAAGAUGAAACCUGAUGAAACUCCUAUGUUUGACCCAAGUUUACUCAAAGAAGUGGACUGGAGUCAGAACACAGCUACAUUUUCUCCAGCCAUUUCUCCAACACAUCCUGGAGAAGGCCUGGUUUUGAGGCCUCUAUGUACUGCUGACUUGAAUAGAGGUUUUUUUAAGGUACUGGGUCAGCUGACAGAGACUGGAGUUGUCAACCCUGAACAAUUUAUGAAAUCUUUUGAGCAUAUGAAAAAAUCUGGGGAUUAUUAUGUUACAGUUGUGGAAGAUGUAACCCUAGGACAAAUUGUUGCUACAGCAACUUUGAUAAUUGAGCACAAAUUUAUCCACUCCUGUGCUAAGAGAGGAAGAGUAGAAGAUGUCGUUGUUAGUGAUGAAUGCAGAGGAAAACAGCUUGGCAAACUGUUGUUAUCAACUCUUACGUUGCUAAGCAAGAAACUGAACUGUUACAAGAUUACCCUUGAAUGUCUACCACAAAAUGUUGGUUUCUAUAAAAAGUUUGGAUAUACAGUGUCUGAAGAAAACUACAUGUGUCGGCGUUUCCUAAAGUAAAAAUCUUACAAGAAAGAGAAUCAUCAAAGGAGUUAAUGCUGUAAGGCUUACUGUUCCUAGUUAAAACAUUUCUGUUGCUGCAACCCAGUGACAUUCAUAAAUUCUGGACUGAAGAAACACUGUAAUAUUAUAAUUGUAUUAUUAGAAGAUUGCCUUGGGUUGGUGGGACAUGCUGUCAGUUUCGAUUACAAAUGACUUAUAAAAGGGGUGAUUUUUAACCAAAGGAAUAUAUUUUUAACUUGAAUCUUUUCUUGCAUUGUAUUUUUCUAAAGUUCGGCUUAAUUUCCUGGUAGUCAAGAGUAUGGGUAGUGAAGGGUUACAUGUCUGCUGUCUGUGCUACUCAUGAUUUUUAAAAAAGUAUAUGUUGAAUAAGGCUGUUUCCUGUUACAUUCAUAAAAUUAAGUAUUUUUGUUUGAAAGUAACAUCUACAUAUAUUUAAGUGUAAUUUCUCGUAUAUUACACAAAAUUGGAAAAAUUAUCUAUGAAUUUGUGACUCUAAUAUUUGAUGAUCCUAAUAUUGGCAACCUGGGUAGCUUUUUAAAUAGAAGAAACAACUUGUAAAGUGUGAGAGGGUGCAAAGUCCACAACUUAAAUGUUUUACUAAAGGUUUUUAUCUGUAGACAAUGUACCACCAUCUCAUGUCACGUGUAAGAAUUUAUUAAAAUUACCUAACAGCAUAUAGAGUGGGGCAGCCUGAGGUACUUUAAAACAGUGACUUAGCAGCUCUCAGCAUAGGUACUUUCAUCCCAUUUGUUCAUACUAUGGGCACCCGAAGCCAUUCUUCUGAGUGAACUAACAGAAUUAAGUGGACUGCUUAAGAAUGUGUAGUAAUGCCUUUGCACAUCCUUGAAGUGAUGAUGAAAGCUUUUCUAUCUAAUGGGAUUGUAAUGAUACUAUUAUUCUGGUUGUUGUUGUUUUAUUUAUUUUAAUGAUUUUUUUAAAGUUGAAAAAUUAGAUACUUUAUCAAUGGUUCUAAUCUUUUGCAUUCCAUGUUACAUUAAACCUGUUUAUAUGAA